CCACACAAAAGCAAAUAACAAAACCCUUGCAGAGUAAACCUAGAGGGAGAGAAAGAACAAAGAGGCUAAGAACAAAGAUGACCCAGAAAGCAAAUCUAUUCAAAGGUCAACAGAAGAAGAAAUCUGUUCCUCCCAACCGCCAUGGCAAACCUUCUGUCACCCGCAAAGGGAAGAGAUUUGUGAAGCCAGCCAAAGUUACCAAGGAGAUGGAUGUUGAUCGUGAGCUGAGCAAGUUCAUUAAUUAUUGCAAUGAAGUGAAAGCAGCCACUGCUGCUAACAGGGAAGGUGGCCAACUAAGUAUUGUCAAACCACCACAAGAGUCGACCAGUGGUGAGAAGAAAUAGAUGAUGAUGAGAGCACAGAAAGUAUGGAUGUAAAAACUAAGGAGUAAUAGAUUUUGGAAAUAGUCAUUUUUCGUGUCGCCGUUGAUGUUUUGUGUGUUACGAGAGGAAAUGAGGUUAACUGCUUAUGUUGCAAAUUCAUCUUAUCUUUUUCUUGUUCCUUUGUUUCAUUUUGCAGGUUGAUAACAUGUUCUUAGCUUGUUGAAUUUCAUUGACUACUUCAUUAGUUUUACAGUUUUUGGUGCCAAUGAAUAUUUAACGUAAUUGAAUUUAUGAGGAAAUCUAAACAGCUUACAUGAUUGAUCA
Quercus robur (English oak) is the source of this 647-nucleotide messenger RNA. RefSeq lists its product as uncharacterized. Bases 78 to 344 code for a protein of 88 amino acids. The transcript has 3 exons. The record is from RefSeq and is a predicted model, not a curated record. NCBI's taxonomy places the organism in Eukaryota, Viridiplantae, Streptophyta, Magnoliopsida, Fagales, Fagaceae.